Messenger RNA from Ochotona princeps (American pika), 698 nucleotides. It is a transcript of the gene DAD1, whose product is annotated as defender against cell death 1. Lineage: Eukaryota; Metazoa; Chordata; Mammalia; Lagomorpha; Ochotonidae. Gene Ontology annotation, biological process: protein N-linked glycosylation. The record is from RefSeq and is a predicted model, not a curated record. The transcript is spliced from 3 exons. Gene Ontology annotation, cellular component: membrane; oligosaccharyltransferase complex. The coding region runs from base 78 to 419 and encodes 113 amino acids.
GCACGCGUAGACCUUACAUCCGUGGUCUUUGCCUUCGCUAUUUGGGGCGCGCGGGGACGGGUACCUGUGGAGCAGUCAUGUCGGCGUCGGUGGUGUCGGUAGUCUCCCGGUUCCUGGAGGAGUACUUGAGCUCCACGCCGCAGCGUCUGAAGCUGCUGGACGCGUAUCUCCUGUACAUACUUCUGACCGGGGCGCUGCAGUUCGGUUAUUGUCUCCUCGUGGGCACCUUCCCCUUCAACUCUUUCCUCUCAGGCUUCAUCUCGUGUGUGGGGAGCUUCAUUCUGGCGGUGUGCCUGAGAAUACAGAUCAACCCACAGAACAAGGCGGAUUUCCAAGGCAUCUCCCCUGAGCGAGCCUUUGCUGACUUCCUCUUUGCCAGCACCAUUCUGCACCUUGUGGUCAUGAACUUUGUUGGCUAAGCAUUCCUGUCGCUGCAGCCUAGGAGAGGAGACUGGAAGAACGUUCUUUUUGACUUCACCUGGAUAAGUUAUUGAGAAGGCAGCCUGUUGGAAACGUGGAUUGUCUGAAGAUUAGUGUUUACUUGCGACUGUGAUUUGGUGUGCAGAUGGAGAGCCCAGAGAAGUUCACUCACUCUGUGUCUAAACAGCUUUGUAAUGAACAAUUACUAAUUAUGACCUCUGCCUUCCAUUAAGUGUAACCUUUUGCUUUUCAAAUUAAAAAGCUCCAUGCCACUCCUC